AUGCCUCGAUCAGUAAUUCUCAAUACUUCUAUGGCGAAGCGUGGAUAUUAUAAUAAUACCAUAUUUCAUAGAAUAAUUGAAGAUUUCAUGAUUCAAGGAGGAGAUCCAACUGGAACUGGACGAGGAGGAAGUUCAAUUUAUGGUCGUACAUUUGAAGAUGAAAUACAUCCAGAUUUAAAACAUACGGGAGCUGGAAUUAUUAGUAUGGCUAAUGCUGGACCAGAUUCAAAUGGAAGUCAAUUUUUCAUAACAUUAGCGCCCACUCCUCAUUUAGAUGGUAAACAUGCGAUAUUUGGGAGGGUAAGUGAUGGUAUCGAGAUAGUUAAACGUAUAGGUAAAGUUACCGUUGAUCGAGAUGAUAGCUAUUGA
Molecule: messenger RNA, 369 nt
Organism: Funneliformis geosporum
Lineage: Eukaryota; Fungi; Glomeromycota; Glomeromycetes; Glomerales; Glomeraceae
Source: the annotation of a GenBank genome assembly